CAGUUCUUUGCAAAAUACUUAAAUUUAAAAUUCUGUAGUGUCUGUAACCAUUAAAAGUUUAUGUUGUAAUAUUUUCAUUGUUUCUCAAUACAAAAGUAUAAAUCCUACAUUGGCUAAUGUGUAGUCAUGUAAUGUCCAGGUUUGCCAAAAAUCAUAGUUCUAUCAAUUAACAUCAUUGAAAAUUACUACUUUGAAAAAGUUACAGACACUACACAAAGAGGUAUAGAAAUGAAAGAAAAAAAUCAUUGUUCUUUUUGUCACUAUUAUUUUGUUUUUCAGUAUAGAAAGUUCCUUCUUUUAUGGUGCAAUGUUGCAUCAUACAUAGAACUACUGAGUUAAGUGCAAAAAUAUGAUGCAAUGACUCUUGUUUAAUGAAACAAUGCACCACCUUUGUGGCAUUGUUUUUCAGAAUUAUUCACUGAAGCACAAUGUAACCUGUAUAUUUAUCCAGAAAAGUUUACCAUUUGCUUUUUGUGUUCCUUACCAUGGUACGACCCUAGGAAAUGGGGAGAAAACAUGAAAAAAGCCCUGGUGAUGACUCAGGAAGUACAGUUCAACCAAGCAAAGAUGAGCAGAAAGUGAAAGAUAGAAGGGAGAAGACUAGGCUCAAAGUACAAGCAUGGAGGAAAAAGCAGAGAGAAAACAAAGCAAAAUAUGAUGAGCUGAAAAAAGUCGAUAGGGAAAGGAGACAGGAGGCAAGACUACGAAAAAGGCAGCAAGCUCUCUCUGAUCCAAUCAUUCAACAAGAACUUAGAAAGAAAAAGUGUGAGGAAAUGAAAAAGUACUUCUGCGAACGUAUUAAUGCCUGGGAGGCACGGAAGUUAGUAAUUAUCAAAGACAAUUCAAGCCAGGAAAGAAAACAGACGAGCAAGCAAAAUGAACAGAACAAAGAAUCAUCAGAAAAGCUUCCAAAGAAGAGAAAGUCAACAGGAAAGCAAAACACUGCAGAAAAGAAGAGUAAAGUUCAGGAAGUACCAACUGAGAGAGAGAAAGCAAUAGAACCCCAGAAGAGUAAAGUUCAUGAAGAACCAGCUGAGAUGGUAAAACCAACAGGAUCCCAAAAAUGCAACCCUGGUGACUUUGUAGCUGUUGGGAUUAAGCCAAAGAAGGGACCUCUCUGUGUGUGUAUAGCAGAAAUAAUGGGUGUAUUUGAUACAGAUGUCCGACUGAAAUACAUGAAGAAGUCAGGCAAAGUGUACAUCUGGCCUGAUAAAGAAGAUUGUUCACAGGAACCAAUUGAUGUAAUUAUGCAUUGUGUUUAAGCUCCGGAAGUAGUCAAUGAAAGGGGUCAUUUCAGAUUCAGGUCAAAUGAUAUGUUAAAGCUUAAAGUUGAUCUUGAAAUAAC
Mercenaria mercenaria is the source of this 1345-nucleotide messenger RNA. RefSeq names its product A-kinase anchor protein 17A-like. Lineage: Eukaryota; Metazoa; Mollusca; Bivalvia; Venerida; Veneridae. The transcript is spliced from 2 exons. The coding region runs from base 504 to 1262 and encodes 252 amino acids. The record is from RefSeq and is a predicted model, not a curated record.